AUGAGUGACAGGUGACACGACCAAUGACCGGUAACUAAAAAAAUGAAAGUAACCAAAAGAAGCAAAGACAGCCUGAAACACACAACACAGCACAGACACGGGUCAGUCUCCUCAGGUAAAGCGAAUAACACUCCAGGUAUAAAAGACAAGGGAGGUAAACGGUGAGAGCUACAAGAAACAUUCAGAGAUGGGCAAUAAACAGUCAGCUGUAAAAUAUCCAGGCUACACAUUAGUGAGUGAAGAUGAGCAGAAGAUUCUGGUGAAAAAUGGAGGCGGUGAUCUUUUUGUCAUUAAAAAGUUAAACCUUGGACAGGAAAAUAAUUUAAACCACCUCCUACAACUCAGUCAUCCACACAUCAUCCAUCACAAGGAAGUCAUCACAGGUCCUGACUGCUUGUGUCUUGUAUUGGAGCACUGUGAGGGUGGAGAUCUUGCUCAGAAAAUCAAACACAAAAUACAGACAGCAGAUACAUUUUCUGAGAAUGAGAUUAUGGACUGGACUGUGAUGAUUUGCAUGGCAUUAAAGUACCUACAUGAUUCAAAUAUCUUCCAUAACAACCUGCAGACAAAGAGCCUAUUUUUCACUGCAUGUGGUAUCAUUCGUCUUGGAGAGUUUGGAGAGAUUAAUGAACGGUCCACUGAUGCACACACAGCAGAAACUGAAGCUCUUGCAUACGUUGCACCUGAGAUUUUGAAUGGCGAACCUAAUGAUGAGAAGACUGAAAUGUGGCAGUUGGGAUGUGUCGUCUAUGAGCUGUGCAAGCUGAAGUGUGCUUUUAUGGCAAGAAACGCAGUUGAGAUUGUUGGGAGAAUACUCGCCUGCUCCUAUGAAGCUCUUCCCAACACCUUUUCUGAGGACCUACGUCAGCUGGUGAAAGACACACUUCAGAAGGAUCCAGGGAAUCGUCCAUCUGUCAGUCAGAUCCUGACCAGGCCUUUUAUCAUUAAACACCUUCAUAAAAUGAGCGUACAAACUAUUGAUGAGCUUUAUAAGACUUUAGAUGUACUGAGAAACCUGGCAGAAGGACUGGAGACUGUCCACUUCAACACAACCGUCAGCAGUCUCACAGGAGGUGUAGUAGGUUUGGCUGGAGGAAUCACAUCUUUGGUGGGACUCAUUCUGGCUCCGUUUACUCUCGGAGCCUCUCUGAUAGUAACAGGUGUGGGAAUCGGUACGGCAGUAGCUGGUGGGAUAACAGCUGGCGCCAGCAACAUAACAAACAUGGUUAACCAGCAAACCAACCGACAAAAGAUUAAAAUGAUCAUAACAGAGUUCCAGGAAAAAAUUACCUCCAUCAUAUGCUGCAUCCAAAACAUCUCAACAGCAGUGGAAACUCUAGAAAAUGAGUUUUCAACAAGCAAUGGGUCACUUUCCAAUACACAAUCUGGGGUGAGUGUUGGAGCUCGACUUGGACGAGGGCUGGGAGGAAUCCCGGAGCUUCUUCGUUUAACUCGGUUCGUAAACAUAGGGAAAAUCGCAGCUCAGGCUGCAAGAACAGUUCGUGUGGCUGAGACGGUUACAGGGGUUUUAUCCGCAUUUUUCAUAGCUGUUGACGUCUUCUUCGUGUUUCUCGACUCCAGAGAAAUCCACAACAUGCGCAGAGAUUACGCUUUAAAAUCUAGUCGACAAGAAUCCACCAGCAACCAAGCCACAGGUUUGAAUGACCGGACAUCAAAUAACAGAGACACAACAAAUCUGCUUUCUUCAAACAAUCAGCAGGAAGAAGAGCUGAAGUCUGAGACCAUGAAAUUUGUGACAAAAAUAAAAGAAACUACAGAGGAGCUACGGACAAUUCUGGAUACGCUACGAGACACACUGAACCCAAACUCUGAGACGUCAAACACAGAUAACUAUGAAUAAUCAAAGGUUUAUGAGUUUAUGAUGCUCAGUUUGGUCUUUCAUCAUGGAUAAACGUUUUGAUUGUAGAAGUAGCUAGUGUUGUGGACAGCAUUGUAGACCGUUUAUUUGUUAACAUCAUUUAUGUGAUUAGUUUACAAUUUCCUGCUUCAAAUACAAUCAAUAAUUAGUUUUUAUUAUUGUUGUUGUUGUUUUUUUAAUUAUUAUUUGAUUUCUUUUGAUACUGUUGUGCUAGAUCAGAAUUUAACAGGGAAUUGUGUCUAAAAAUUCAAAUAGCCAAAACAUUCUUUAUUAUUACAAAAAAUUACUUAACUAAUUAUAUAUAAUUAAGCAAUAUCAAGAGUAAGAGAGCUGUUUUUUAUGGAUAUGAGCAUGAUUGUGAUUUGCAAAUGAAUCAGCUGCUUUGAACAAAUUGGUUGAAUAAAUGAUUAUUUGACAGGUGAUUUGCUGCCACUAGCGCAGUGGUGGUUCUACACUUUUAGAAAUAAAGGUACAAAAGCUGUCACUGGGGCAGUAUGCUUUCGAAAGGUACAUGUUUGUACCAAAAGGGUCCUCUUAUAAGAACAUAUUAGUACUUAGUGUAUAUAUUAGAACCUAACAGGUACAAAAGUGUACUUUUUGUAGGGUACACUUUAUUCAUUUUUAUUAAUUAAAAACCAAGACAUUUGUCCAGUUGUAAAUGUGGAUCUUUCUGAUGAAUUUGAGAAGUACUGAUUUGGUCUUGACUAUACACUAGUAGCAGCAAAGCUCAGGUAAUGGUACCUGUAUAUUCUGCAGGGAUUUAUAAUAAUAAAGUGUCUAAAUCAUUGAGUAAUGUGUUUUGGGAGUUCUUUAUUACUUUUGUUAACUUUUCUGUGUGUUUUUGAGUGGCUGCUAAAUGCAUGUGUUUUUUUUUUUUUUUUUUUUUU
Messenger RNA from Labeo rohita (rohu), 2766 nucleotides. RefSeq lists its product as uncharacterized. The coding region runs from base 188 to 1861 and encodes 557 amino acids. The transcript has 11 exons. Gene Ontology annotation, biological process: lipoprotein metabolic process; protein phosphorylation; lipid transport. Gene Ontology annotation, molecular function: protein kinase activity; lipid binding; ATP binding. Gene Ontology annotation, cellular component: extracellular region. NCBI's taxonomy places the organism in Eukaryota, Metazoa, Chordata, Actinopteri, Cypriniformes, Cyprinidae. The record is from RefSeq and is a predicted model, not a curated record.